GGCGAAUGUAUUGAAUUUGCCUUACUUUGAACCUAUAAUUUCUUGAUAUUGUUUAGUUCUUUGUUUAAAAGAGAAUUUGUUAUUUGCUUCGCAAAUUGUGCCGUCCUUUUUUAAAAUAUUAAGGAGCAAAAUUUUGUGCAAACAAUUUGUUCAAAUUGCUUUGGAAAGAAAAAAUUGUGGUUUCUAUUCGAACUUGGUGUCAAGCGAAACUGGUUAUAGUUUUCACCAGCACAGAUUUCGAAAUUUCCCAGGCCAUUGGGAUAUAUAAUCACGGCCAGUGUCAUUGCUAACGUUACUGCCAUAUUUGUAGUUGACUAAUUGAAUUUCAUUGCCGCCCACUUCCAAAACGAGAAAAUGGAUGAUAAGCAUCGUAAAGUAAUAAAAGAAAACAUUAGCAAACUUGUCCAGCACACUAACUUUAAGGACUUGCUUAAAACCUGUCAGGAAGAACGUUUACUUUCACAACAAAUGGUUGAAAAUCUGUAUCUAGAUUCAAAGAACCUAUACGAAUUUGGAAGAAGUCCUACAUUGGAAGAAAUUCAGCACCAAAAACUUUUUGAAAAAAUCAUUCAUAGAGGUCCUGAGGCAUUUCAAAAAUUAAUCAAAAUAUUGCGAUAUUUGGACAACGUCGAAGCACUACAAAUUUUAGAAAGAGAAAAAGAAUUUUAUUGUAUAAGAGAAAAAAAUGUUCGCUGUUUUUCUGAAAGGAGUCGUAGCCCUACCGAAAAUUCAAUUGAACAAAUACCAAUAUCAGUUCCAGUACAAACACCAGACAUUCCUAAUAGCCUCCGAUCAAAAGUUGAUGAAAACGCAAGGCCUAUACUUGAGGAGUACUCUGGGCCAGUAUCUCCAAAGCAAAAAUAUGAAGUAAAAAAAGCUGACCGUAUUCAUACAAACGAGCUCACUGGUACAUAUAAAAUGCAAUCGAAAGAAAACCGAGGAGUCUUAUUUAUAGCAAAUUUUAUAAAUACUCAGACUGGCUACCGCAACGGAGCUAUAAAUGAUAGUUAUGCGCUUAUCUACGUAUUCAAACAAUUAGGUUUCAAAAUAUUUGUUACAACAGAUAGUUCUCAAAAAGAGUUCUUUGACUUGCUGGAGCAGUUAUUAAAAUCUGACUAUACACGUAAAACAGAAUGUUUUAUAUUGGCAUUGAUGAGUCAUGGAGAGCUGAAUAGCAAAGACAAGGAAUGUAUUGAAUUCAGCGAUGGAUCAGUCAUCAAAGUGGAAGAGAUACGUGACCGCUUCUCUAACGAGAGAUGCCCCAAUUUAGUGAAAAAACCAAAGGUUCUUAUAUUUCCCUUCUGCCGGGGAUAUACAUCAGACAGCGGUGUACAAGGAAAACUUGAGACUGACUCAAUUUUGAGUAAAGACAAUCUUAUCGCGACGAUGUCUGAUAUACUUAUUUGUUAUGCAACGAACCCAGGUUCCAAAUCACAUAGAGAUCCAGAUACAGGCUCCUGGUAUAUUCAAGAGCUUUGCAAGAUUAUAGCCCAGCAUGCUCAUGAUACUCACUUCGAAGAUAUAAUACAAAUAGUGCAAGCACAAGUAGGUUCAUAUCGUGCGGAAACGAGGAAAAUGCAGAUGGGCAAUUCCCACAACAUUGGUUUUAACCACAAGUUAUUUUUUAAUCCCGGUUACCCAAUCGAUUAGAUACAAAUAUUUUAUAUACAAUUAGAAAGUAUUAAAUGUCCUUAUUAUCGUAUACAAAGGUAUUAUUAUAUGCUUAUUUGUAGCUUUAUAACAACGAUAAUAAAAUGUGAUUAUUGAAUUUUCAGAGCUA
Anastrepha ludens (Mexican fruit fly) is the source of this 1780-nucleotide messenger RNA. It is a transcript of the gene Dronc, whose product is annotated as caspase Dronc. NCBI's taxonomy places the organism in Eukaryota, Metazoa, Arthropoda, Insecta, Diptera, Tephritidae. Gene Ontology annotation, biological process: regulation of apoptotic process; proteolysis. Bases 355 to 1650 code for a protein of 431 amino acids. Gene Ontology annotation, molecular function: cysteine-type endopeptidase activity. The record is from RefSeq and is a predicted model, not a curated record. The transcript is spliced from 2 exons.